This is a messenger RNA of Colletotrichum abscissum, 2271 nucleotides long. RefSeq names its product protein kinase. Bases 1 to 2271 code for a protein of 756 amino acids. Lineage: Eukaryota; Fungi; Ascomycota; Sordariomycetes; Glomerellales; Glomerellaceae. The transcript is spliced from 3 exons. Gene Ontology annotation, biological process: peptidyl-threonine phosphorylation; peptidyl-serine phosphorylation. Gene Ontology annotation, molecular function: ATP binding; protein serine/threonine kinase activity. The record is from RefSeq and is a predicted model, not a curated record.
AUGGAGACGACAAACAACUUCCGGUCACUGUCUUCGAGUCCGGGCCUGGAUUCGACAAGCUGUAGUGAUUCUGCCCAAGAUUUGUCCCAGUCUCAACGAUCGAAAAGUUCAAACGAUUUGACAACUGUACCUUCUCUGUUGCGAAAACUUUCCAAUGCCGAAGCGAUGAUCAUCAACAAGAGGAAAACGGUGUAUAACGGCUCUAUACGUACCGAGAUGAACUUAUCGCAGCAACCUUUUCGGAAUGAUUACAAUGAGUCUUCAAGCCCAUGGCCAGAAAAAGCGAACCAAGACAACACAGUGGUCAAUGGGUCUCUAAUCAGCAAUGGAUAUGCAUCUGCCAUUAUGGCCGAGCAGAUGCGAGGACUUGGUCUCGGCAAUGGCACCCAAGAUCUUCACCCAGUGCCUACUAUUAUGGAAGAGAGUAUGUUAGAAUUGGUGGACACACCGCUAUCUACCGAUCCCAGAGAAUCUAGCCCAGCUCCUGACGCUGCUCUGGCCUCGAUCACUGGGAAUGGUCUACCACCUACAUCGGCACUAUCUGCUUCCAGCUUGCCCUUAGAACCUAGCGAAGUCAUGGACCGCGGAGAUCAGAUGUAUACCAAAGCACUGAGUCAAGGGCUACUUCCUCCAUCGCCAACUCAGGAGGAAUUCUUAGCCGACUCAUUCGAAGACCGCCUAUUCAUGUCUUUCGCCACAAACCCUCAAAAUCAAAGACAAUUCCUGCCAAAAGGACAGCUGAACAAUCUCAUUCACAAAGCAUCAGUAAUUCGAGAAUUAAGGAAGAAAAUCCCGCGGAUCAAAAAGUACAGCUUGGAAAGAUUCGCAAACAUGAUCUGUGAAAAUCCCAACCCGGCCAAAGAACUUUCCGAGUCAGCUUGUAGCAAGUCUUAUCAGAAGAUUUUUGCAAUACUUGUGUUGAUCAACAUGGUCCCCGCCAUCGCAGGAUUUCUGGAGGAAGGUAUCUGCGACGCAGACCUACCCCUUGUGAAAGCCUCUGAGAAGGGCGGGAUAUUCGAUCUGCGAGUCGAGGCAAGACGCGACUGUCCAUUGAAAGCAUUUAAGUACUGGACACGAGUAAACAUCAGAAACUUCGAAGAGUACCAAUGGACAAUACUCCCACCAUUUUUCACCAAGGGAGAGAGAAAGAACGUAAAGCAUUAUGUGCUUGAGCCUCAUAUUGUCCUACCAUUCACCUCUACCACUCACCCUGAUGAGAUGGGGUCGGCCGAGAUGCAUCGAGGAGGGUUUAGUCAAGUUUUCAAAGCCGAAAUUCAUCCUGAUCAUCAUGACUUCAGCGAUCCGGCUCUAGAACCGAGAUUGCGUCAAAACACCUUCGCGGUUAAAUGUCUCAACUCGCCAAACAAAACACUCUUUCAAAAGGAGGUUCGAGUGUUGAAGAAAUUCAGCGGAGAAUCACAUCCACACCUAAUAUCACUUUUGGCGACGUACGAGCAAUCGAAUCGAUUCUACCUGAUAUUUCCUUGGGCUGAAUCCGAUCUCAUGAAGUACUGGAAAGUGCUGAAUCCGGAACCAUCGAAUGCCGUGGAAACAACAUUGUGGAUUGCUGAGCAAUGUCGAGGAAUCUCUGAUGGCCUCGUAAGGGUCCAUCAAUACAACUCCUCCGAUCUUCAAGACAAUGAGGCGCAGCCUAAUAGCCAACUGUUGUCUCCGUCAGAUGCGCUCGCUCGAGACAAUCACGAGAGCGCUAAACGGCAGUUUGGUCGGCACGGGGAUAUUAAGCCCGAAAACAUACUUUGGUUCCGUGACACACAUCAAGGUGUUCUAAGAAUCUCAGAUUUUGGUCUCGCAGAGUUAAACAGCCGACUCAGUCGUUCUAAUCAACAUGGAAGCCAGGUGCCCAAUUCUCCCACGUAUCGACCCCCAGAAUGCGACUUACGUCGGCGCAUCAUCAGACAGUCAUACGAUAUAUGGUCACUCGGGUGUUUGUUUCUCGAAUUUAUCACUUGGUCUCUUGGUGGCAAAGAAUUACUCCUUGAAUUUGCCCUGAAACGAAGUUCGCCCGACCCGUAUUUGUCAGGCAUUGAUUCGGAUACAUUUUUCCAAAUCGAUGACCCUGAAGCGAAGGACUCGACGGCAGCCUCAGUGAAGCAGGCUGUCAUCGAGGUGAGUCUACCUAGCCUUCUCUAUCAGUUUUCUAUUUCUUCACUCGCUUUUCCAAGUCUAAUGCAACAGCGCAAUCCCUUUAGUUCGUGGACCACAGACUUCACUCUCAUCCUGCAUGCAGCGAAUACCUGCAUCACUUCCUGA